AUGGAGCGACCACUGGAAGAAGCACAUUACGAAGAUGGGCAGGAUACAUAUCUGAAGCUGUUGGAAAGUCGAUCCUCGCUUCUUCUUGAGGUACCUCAACAGACCGAAUACGACACAUGCAAGGAACACAGAGCAGAUAAAGAAGAAAAGGACGGUAAAGAAUGUGGUCAUGAAUGCAUUUCCUGUUGCGACAUUCAUAUAAUUGACAAAGACUGGGAUUCCAGGCGCCAGAGUUUCCGAGUCGGAAGUGACGACGGCCGGAUUGACAAAA
Molecule: messenger RNA, 271 nt
Organism: Acaulospora colombiana
Lineage: Eukaryota; Fungi; Glomeromycota; Glomeromycetes; Diversisporales; Acaulosporaceae
Source: the annotation of a GenBank genome assembly